Messenger RNA from Rana temporaria (common frog), 4089 nucleotides. It is a transcript of the gene GAREM1, whose product is annotated as GRB2 associated regulator of MAPK1 subtype 1. The transcript is spliced from 6 exons. NCBI's taxonomy places the organism in Eukaryota, Metazoa, Chordata, Amphibia, Anura, Ranidae. Gene Ontology annotation, molecular function: proline-rich region binding. The record is from RefSeq and is a predicted model, not a curated record. Bases 8 to 2863 code for a protein of 951 amino acids. Gene Ontology annotation, biological process: epidermal growth factor receptor signaling pathway; cellular response to epidermal growth factor stimulus.
GGUGUGGAUGUGUUGGGAGGAGGCGGAUCUCCGGGGUGACAGGCGGCUCCUUCCUCCGUACAGCUCGCUGAUCAGUCGCUGGUAUGGUGAGUCUUCCUGCACUCCGGAGCGGAGACAGAGCCGGGCACAACCAUCUGCAGCCAGCCAGAGGGAGUAUGAGCUGAGCACCCCCCCCUCUCUCCUCCUGGAGCCCCCGAUCGUACUGUCCCCCCCCGACCGGGGAAGGGGGAAGAAGAUGGACCCUCCUGUGAAGGAUGUGAAGUGGAGCUCGGCCUCCUUCCCCCUGGAUCUCAUCGUCAGCUCCUACCGCCUGCCGCAACUGGUCCGGCUGGACUGCGGAGAGAACAUUGAAGGCCUUCGGGAGAAUGAUUAUCUCUUGAUACACUCAUGCCGGCAAUGGACAACGAUCACGGCUCACAGUUUGGAAGAAGGGCAUUAUGUCAUAGGCCCAAAGAUCGAGAUUCCUGUACACUUUGGAGGGCAAUUCAAGUUGCUUGAGCAAGACCGGGAUAUCAAGGAGCCAGUGCAGUAUUUCAACAGUGUGGAGGAAGUGGCUAAGGCAUUUCCUGAGCGGGUCUAUGUUAUGGAGGACAUAACAUUCAACGUCAAGGUUGCAUCAGGAGAGUCCAAUGAAGACACAGAGGUCUAUAACAUCACGCUGUGUACAGGAGAUGAGCUCACGUUAAUGGGCCAGGCUGAAAUUCUGUAUGCAAAAACAUCCAAGGAGAAAUCACGUCUGAAUACAAUUUUUAAGAAGAUUGGAAAAUUGAACUCUAUCAGCAAGUUAGGUAAAGGCAAAAUGCCUUGCCUAAUCUGUAUGAAUCAUAGAACUAAUGAAAGCAUCAGCCUUCCAUUCCAAUGUAAAGGAAGGUUUAGCACUCGCAGCCCUCUAGAGAUUCAAAUGCAAGAUGGGGAACACACAAUCCGCAACAUUGUAGAGAAAACACGACUGCCUGUGAAUGUGACUGUGCCUAGUCCACCUCCCCGUAACCCUUACGACCUUCAUUUCAUUCGGGAGGGACAUCGGUAUAAGUUUGUCAACAUUCAAACCAAGACUGUUGUUGUUUGUUGUGUGCUGCGUGGCAGCAAAAUCAUUCCCAUGCAUUUUCCCUUACAUUUGUCUGUCCCAAAGUUUAGCCUUCCUGAUAACGUAGCGAAAGGUGAAACAUGGCAAGAGUCUGUAGUUCAGCAUUGGUACCACAUAUGCCAAGAACAGUUCGACAUUGAGGAAUAUUCUCGGGCAGUGAGGGAUGUUAAAACAGACUGGAAUGAGGAAUGUAAGAGUCCAAAAAAGAGCUAUUGUUCUGGACAUAGUCACAUACCCAACUCGCUAAGCUAUGCCCGUGAUGAGCUGACCCAAUCUUUCCAUCGACUUUCUGUCUGUGUUUAUGGAAACAACUUGCAUGGAAACAGUGAAGUAAACCUGCAUGGCUGUCGGGACAUUUGUGGGGACUGGGCAGUGUACCCUCAAGAUUCCCCACAGUACCAGGACUCUGGUGACAGUGGAAGUGAUUACCUCUUCCCUGAAACUGGUGAGGAAUCUGUAAGUCUACCAGCCAAGCCAGAGCUUCCCUAUGAGGAGCUCUGGCUAGAAAUGGAAACCGUAAAACGAGGAGGACAGCCCCUCACCCGUUCACAAAGUGAAAAGAACAAAUGUGAUCCUUUUCGGGGGUCACUUCAUUCCAAGUGUGGCACAUCCUCUCUAUCAUCUCCCGGAGCUCUUCUGACCAGCAAGUGUUGUGAUAUACCCUUACCUCCACCUCCAGUGCCUCCCAAAUCAGAAGCUGUAAAAGAAGAAUGCAGACUUCUGAAUGCUCCACCUGUGCCUCCUCGCAGUUCCAAACCAUCGUCCCCCACCCCAUCUGUUCCACCGCCAACAGGAAAACUAGCGCGGCAGCAAACACGCUCUCCCAGUCCUACACUUUCCUACUAUUCCUCAGGGCUGCACAGCAUAGGUGUCGCAGAGAAGGAAGUAGCCAACUCUUCGGACAAUGCCCAGGUUUCGUGUUAUCCCUGUAAUUGGAUCAAGAAUGAGAAAAAUGACCUUGAAAACACCUUGCCUUGUGGGACAGCCCCAUCGGAAACCCUUCCUUCUCGCCUGUCCUGGCCAAACCGUUAUUGUGGUGGGACUGAAGGCAUGAACACAAACGACUUGCUCACAGAUCAGUGCCGCAGUUAUUACAGCUAUCCUCGACAAAAGACCCCAGCCACACCAAAGAGAAACUUUCCGUCCCCCUUUGAUUUUAGUGUGGGAGAUUCUUUAACUGGGUGUCCACAAGUGACACCGAAUGAAUUUACGGACAUCUCUGCAGGGUGCCCAAAGUCUGCAAGUUACUCGCUGGAAAGCUCUACUGAGAAGAUUCUACCUGAUAACAGCACAAAACAAAGUAUGUCCUGUCCAGCAUUACCCCCACGAGCAUCCAAGUCAAGUGAUGUUAACACCGUCCAAGAACCACUCUCCCUGUCUAUGAAAAUAGAUGGCGCAGAGGAAGAGUCCCAGACUUGCUCGCCAGAUGUUACGGAAGAACAUUAUUUGGCUAAAAAGGGCAUGCAGGAUAUUUUCUCUAUCUCAUACCCGUUCUCUUCUCCUCUCCACAUGCAACUAGCACCCAGGUCAUGUGGAGAUGGCUCUCCUUGGCAGCCACCCUCUGACCUUUCAGGACUGUCCAUUGAAGAGGUAUCAAAAUCACUUCGGUUUAUUGGUUUGUCAGAAGACGUUGUGUCCUUUUUUGUUUCCGAAAAGAUCGAUGGGAAUUUACUGGUCCAGUUAACGGAGGAGAUUCUUUCAGAAGACUUCAAAUUAAGCAAACUGCAGGUCAAAAAGAUAUUACAAUUUAUUAAUGGUUGGAGGCCUAAGAUGUAGACAAUAAAGUAUUACAAAUGGUACUGAACAAAGCUAUAAACGAGCUGGACUGUAAGGCCGAUACAUGUACAAUCUGAAAUUGUUAUUUUGCACUAAAAUAAUACUAUUGGCUGUAUAUAGUCCUACAAAAGAAGAAAAUCUUACUAUGCAGUGAAAGGUACGAGUUGUAGUUGUAUCACUUAGUACUGUACGUCAAUGCAAACAUUUAUGAAAACACUCACAGUGUGCCUUGCGCAUCACUGAACAUUCAGCCGCUGCUACAAACCAUUUUGAAAUGUUAAAGGGAAUUUUUAGUUAAUAAGCUUCAAUGUCUACAGAUGUAAUAUAUUGGUAGCCAAAUCUUACUAAUGUAGUUCUCUUUUUAUUGGAAACCGGUAAAGUAAACCCUUAUAAAAGGUUACGAAAGAGCACUUAAAUAUAUUCAGCUUUCGUAAAUAUAGAGAAAACGGUUCAUGUAUUUAGGGUUGGAAUAAAAUCCCAAUUUCAGUGCGUUUCCACGCUAGAAAGGUUUGUAGUCCUGUACCCCGAAGAUCUUGUUUUAUUCACUCUUCUGUAUACUUGAGGAACCAUGUGGUGAUACAGCAAGUAUGGAAGUAAGGGCUUAAUCCGUUAUUAACCAUAUGGAAUACUCCUUACUCUACACUACACACAUUUAAGACCUCUGUGUACCGUAUUGUAUGAUUAGACUUGAAACACUUUGCAGAAUUUUAUUAUUAUAUUAAUCGACACUUUAAUAUUUUUUCCCACUGCUUUCAAUGGAGACAAAAUGACCAUAAAAGCUGUUGGUAGUGUUUAUGCAAUUGAAAUGCCUCAAGGUGUGCUGCAUAGAUGAGGACCUGUUCACUUGUUUGGGCAUGGGUCUGACCAAUGUUUGUAGAAUGGUACUGCCCCCUGCAGUCUGCUACAGGUAUUGGCCAUCAUUGUGAUUUUUACUCUUAUUGACUUACUUGGUCCUUCUGAAGGAUAAUCAUGUUUUCAAAAGACCAUUUUUUUUUAAUUAUUAUUCCAAUUCACUUUUGAAGAAUUAACCCCUAUGUAGUGAAUUGUUGUUUUUAAAAUGAAGCUUCUUUUAAUUCCAAUUUUUCUGAAUAAAAUGCAAUGUGUAACUCCCAGAACAAAACCACUGCUUGAGAUACAAAGAACUCAGUGUGGUAAAGCUAUAGACGUUCAUAUACCAUGUUUUGUGUACAUAAAUGUGUAUAAUAUAUAAACUUAUUUUCACUCAA